GAUUGUAUGUUAUGAAAUGGCGUGUAUUUCCAAGAUUUUGGACAGCAGCUCCAAAACUUCCCAUCCAAUCUCCCACCUCCGACGGUCAAACUGCAUCACCUCUACCUACCCCUCGCGACCUUCAUCCAUAGGGCAAAUAAUUUCCCAAUGCUUUCCUUAAGGCAGGCACCAAUGCGGGUGGCACCGUAUAUUGCCUUUCCGAUCCCGCUACCGCUUUUGCAGCGGUCGAUAGCCCCCGGCGCCCUACUUUCAAUCCGCAAUGCCUCUACAGCAGUCGAGAAACAUGAAUAUCGGCUUAUGCCAUCGGGAAAACCGCGAAUAGAAGUACCUUUGCCCAGUCAGGAAAAGAAGGUUGGGGCUAUGCAAUUUGCGCUGACAACACUUGACCAAGUCACAAACUGGGCAAGACAGAGCUCCUUGUGGCCCAUGACAUUCGGGUUAGCCUGCUGUGCCGUGGAGAUGAUGCAUUUGUCGACUCCCCGCUACGAUCAGGACCGCCUGGGUAUUAUUUUUAGAGCGUCUCCGCGACAAUCGGACGUGAUGAUCGUUGCCGGAACGUUGACCAACAAAAUGGCACCCGCAUUAAGACAGGUUUAUGACCAAAUGCCUGAUCCUCGGUGGGUUAUCAGCAUGGGAAGCUGUGCCAAUGGCGGUGGCUACUACCAUUAUAGCUACUCGGUCACAAGAGGCUGUGAUAGGAUAGUACCAGUGGACAUCUAUGUUCCCGGAUGCCCUCCAACCUCAGAAGCCCUUAUGUAUGGUAUUUUCCAGCUGCAGAAGAAGAUGCGGCACACUAGGAUUACUCGGAUGUGGUACCGAAAGUAAAUAGCAUACUUCGCGAAUAUCAAAGAAUAAGCAGAAGGAGCCAAUGCCUCUUUAUCUUUUUUUUUUUUUUUU
This is a messenger RNA of Blastomyces gilchristii SLH14081, 897 nucleotides long. RefSeq names its product NADH-ubiquinone oxidoreductase 19.3 kDa subunit, mitochondrial. Bases 148 to 825 code for a protein of 225 amino acids. Gene Ontology annotation, molecular function: NADH dehydrogenase (ubiquinone) activity; quinone binding; 4 iron, 4 sulfur cluster binding. Gene Ontology annotation, biological process: mitochondrial respiratory chain complex I assembly; electron transport coupled proton transport; aerobic respiration. NCBI's taxonomy places the organism in Eukaryota, Fungi, Ascomycota, Eurotiomycetes, Onygenales, Ajellomycetaceae. The record is from RefSeq and is a predicted model, not a curated record. The transcript has 4 exons.